AUGAGGAAGGCGAAAGCAACCGCGCCCGCAGCCGCCUCCAAGCCCAAGCCUAGGGCGAGGGCGAGGGCCAAGCCCAAGCCCAAGCCCAAGCCCAGCCCCGCCUCCCUCUCCUCCGGCACCUCGUCGCCGUCCGCCAGCAGCGACGACGCGUCUCCGUCCCCCGUCGCCAUCGGCCGCGCAGGGGGCUUCCUCGCGCCCGCCUCGCCGGCGACGCCCAAAACCAGGUCCCCUCUCUCCGCGCCGGCAUCCCCCUUCCCCGCGCCCAAGCCCGCCACCGUCGACGAUCUGAGGGCCCUCGCCGCGUCCAGCCUCGACUCGCUCAAGCGCCGCCUCGACGCGCUCCACGGCGACUCCGUCCGUGACCUCGAGGCCUCCCACUCCCGCAUCUCCAAGCGCAUCAAGAUGCAGACGCAGAGCUGCCUGCAGCUGGCGGAGGAGGCGGAGAGGGAGCACAGGAAGGUGGCCGAGAAGAUCUCCGAGAGCGCCGACGAGAUGAAGGCAUCGUACAAGAAGUUCGUGACGGAGGUGCAGUCGUCCACGUCUCGCGUGUGCAAGGUGACCGUCCCUGAGAUGGCAAAGUCUGUUGAGAGGGCUAUCGAUGGCUUGCGCACUCGCUACAACAUCCCAGCUAUGGCAGCUUAGCCUGCCACCGCACUUCUCUGAGUUGGUGCUGAAUUCAAACAAGAUUCAGAAACAACCUGGCUGCUGAAAUCAUGGAGUCAUGGUAGAAGAAGCUCGCGCAUUCGUAGAUAGUAACGGUUACACGUACAUGAUACAGUUUAUUUUCUGCAUUCUCUUCCUCAGCUGCUUUGAAACAUCGAUAGUUGCUCCGAUAUCUGGCACUUGUUUCUGUUCCAUCGUGUUUAAUGUGGGCCUCGGCCUCUGCGCUACCGCUGUCAGUAAUUUAGAUACUGUAACUUGUAAGGAUCACGACAUUUGA
This is a messenger RNA of Lolium rigidum, 940 nucleotides long. RefSeq names its product microtubule-associated protein tau-like. The transcript is spliced from 5 exons. NCBI's taxonomy places the organism in Eukaryota, Viridiplantae, Streptophyta, Magnoliopsida, Poales, Poaceae. The record is from RefSeq and is a predicted model, not a curated record. The coding region runs from base 1 to 642 and encodes 213 amino acids.